CAUCUAUAGGUUUCACGUUGGGGACGUGUGCCCAACUGUGCUUGUCGGUAUAAAAUAGCAGCGGCACAUUAUUAUUAAACUUUUUGCAAAGGAGGAUUGAGGUAGAACCCGUCGGAGCCUGAAGUGGAUCCAGAAUAAACACAUGAGUAAAAGGUUUGUGAAGGCCAGCAUGAAUCAGCCAUUGGUGGUAUCAGGAGCGGGAACAGCACCUUUCUUCAAGGUGACAGUGUUUGAGCAGGAGCACUUCCAGGGCAAGAGUCAGGAGCUGACCACAGAGUGCUGCAACAUCCAGGACAGAAGCUUCCAACACAUCGGCUCGCUCAGAGUGGAGAGCGGAGCCUGGGUGGGAUAUGAGCACCAUGACUUUCAGGGGCAGCAGUUUAUCCUGGAGAGAGGGGAGUACCCCCACUGGGACGCGUACAGCGGUAGUCUGGGAUAUCAUGUGGAAAGGCUUAUGUCACUGCGCCCCAUCUACUGCGCUGCUCAUGAGACCAGCCGCAUGAUGAUCUUUGAGAAUGAGAACUUUAUGGACCGCAGUGUGGAGGUGUGUGAUGACUACCCAUCUCUGCAGGCCAUGGGUUGGUGUGGAACUCAAGUGGGCUCCAUGCACGUGCAGUGCGGAGCCUUCGUGUGUUAUGAGUUUCCUGGAUACCGUGGGCAGCAAUACAUCAUGGAGUGUGAGCGGAACAGUGGUGAUUACCCUCACUGGAAGACCUGGGGUUCACACAGCCAGACGCCCCAAAUCCAGUCCAUCCGCAGAGUCCAGCACUGAGAGAGAG
Astyanax mexicanus (Mexican tetra) is the source of this 779-nucleotide messenger RNA. RefSeq names its product crystallin, beta A1, like 2 (gene cryba1l2). Gene Ontology annotation, biological process: visual perception; lens development in camera-type eye. The transcript has 6 exons. NCBI's taxonomy places the organism in Eukaryota, Metazoa, Chordata, Actinopteri, Characiformes, Acestrorhamphidae. Bases 143 to 772 code for a protein of 209 amino acids. The record is from RefSeq and is a predicted model, not a curated record. Gene Ontology annotation, molecular function: structural constituent of eye lens.